Planococcus citri (citrus mealybug) is the source of this 1457-nucleotide messenger RNA. Its product is annotated as beta-1,4-galactosyltransferase 1-like. The coding region runs from base 413 to 1393 and encodes 326 amino acids. Gene Ontology annotation, cellular component: Golgi apparatus. Gene Ontology annotation, molecular function: N-acetyl-beta-glucosaminyl-derivative 4-beta-N-acetylgalactosaminyltransferase activity; galactosyltransferase activity. The record is from RefSeq and is a predicted model, not a curated record. Gene Ontology annotation, biological process: carbohydrate metabolic process; glycosphingolipid biosynthetic process. The transcript has a single exon. Lineage: Eukaryota; Metazoa; Arthropoda; Insecta; Hemiptera; Pseudococcidae.
UGCCACAUUGUGACGUCAUUGUUUGUUGUAUUUUCUAUUUUGAUUGUUUUUGAAGUUUUUGAUAAGGACUUAUCUUGGAAAGUUUACACGAUUUUAUGAACGAAUACUUGAAAAAUAGAAAUCUGAAUAAAAUGCAAUAAAUCUAGCGUGUUUUGGUAAACGAUCGAAGGUUUUACAAGGUAAUUAGGUCUAUUUCUUUCAGACUUUGAUAUUUUUACAUUUAGCCAGUACAUUAAAUGCAGUUCUAACAUCAGUUCAUUUCAUUGAGACUCAGACUGAAAGUUGGCAAAAUCAAAAGGACCAAGGAAUAAGACACUCUGAAUGAUGAUAGAUGUUGGUGGUGCACGUCGUAUCUAAUCUAUCAAUGAAGAUACACUCGCAAUAAUAAUCACAUACUUAUUAAAAAAUAAGAAUGUCUCGUAUAAAUAUUCUAGCUUUAAUUCUAAAGCAUCAUAAAUUUAAGCUAUUCCUUUUAUUUUUAACUCUUUUAGUAUUAUUUAAUAGCCUUUUAUAUACUCAAUUCUUUACGGUAUUCGACGUUAUCCCUCAGAACAAAGUAUUCUCCAAUCUAGUCUUCGAUACAAAUCGUAACAGCACUUCCGUCAACUGCACUUUUCAUACUAUUGAUUCGAGUAGUAGAUUGCAUUACCCCGACACCAACGUACCAGACGAUCUAAACUCUUGGGCCAAAAAUCUCAACAUUACUGCAGGAGAAUGGAAACCUCACGAUUGCGUCGCUUUGUUUUACGUCGCCAUCGUAAUACCUUACCGGAACCGCGAAGAGCAUCUGAAAAUCUUCCUUUACAACAUCCAUCCUUUUCUACAAAACCAAAACAUACAUUAUCGAAUCUACGUUAUCGAGCAAUCAGACCCUCUGAAUUUCAAUCGAGGCAAAUUAUUCAAUAUCGGAUUUGUCGAAGCUCUAAAAGAUCACCCAUAUCCUUGUUUUAUAUUCCACGAUAUCGAUUUACUGCCUCAAAAUUACGAUAAUAUCUACGCUUGUACGCGUUAUCCUCGUCAUAUGUCAUCCAGCAUCGACAAAUUCCGAUAUCAGGUUCCUUACGAUCGUAAUUUUGGCGGAGUUGUUGCCAUUUUGAGCGAACAAUUUCGUCUAGUCAACGGAUUCGCCAACUCUUUUUACGGAUGGGGUGGCGAAGAUGACGAUUUCUUUAAUCGUGUACGAAUAUCUGGUCUUCGAGUGAGUAGAUUCGCUCAAGAGGUAUCUCGAUAUGCAAGUUUGCCUCAUCAACAAGCUGAGCCGGCUGACGAUCGUGUCGAUAAACUGAACAGAGGAAUAUAUUCUUAUUCUAAAGAUGGUCUCAAUUCAUUAAGGUAUCUAGUUGCUUCUAAGAUUUUUAAUAUUACUCAUGUUCAUAUAUCAGUUUAUACUUGAAUUUUUCUCUAUACUUAAUUGUGUACUAUUUUGUAAAACGUCUGUGAUUUUAAUAUAAUUUUCG